AUGUCACCGACGAGUAUUCAACGUACAAUGCAGAAUGUUGCGUCGGGGCGUGCCGCCCACGAGUCUUCUUUUCGCAUUCUCGUAUUAUGUGUGGGCUUCUUCGCGCUGGGGCAGGUGAUGUCUACGUUCGUUUGCAGCUUCGUCGAAAUGUGGCUCCAUAAAGAGUAUCUUCCAGAGGUGGUGAUCUCGGCAUACCUCCUAAUUCCCCACGCCGCAGGGUGGAUUUCCAACAUGAAGGCCGUGAUCACCAAGAAGUCGAUGCUCGUCAAGGAUGCGCCCCGUGGUGGGCAUACCGCCAGGCGUGCGGUCCCAAUUGGGGACCGUGUGUCGCCGCAUGAGCUUUGCAAUAGCGGCUCCAAGUACUCACGAGACCUAGUGGGACACACUGUGCGUUUGUCGUCUGACAUGCGUGGCACUGGCCACACGCAAAGUGAGAGCUCCGUCCAGGUUCCGACACUAUCGGAAGUGAUGUUUGCUUGCGUCAGGUUCCAAGAUGUAGACAGAGCCCUGAAGUUGUUCGACCAGAUGUUGCAGGAGGGCGUCAGUCACGACGCGCACCUCAUUAGCAAGGCCAUAGUCGACAAAUUCUUCAAUUUGGUCUCCGACAACCUCUGUGACGUGCGCAUUCGGAAAGACGGGCUGUCGCUGUUUGAUGCAGUUCAAGCUCACGGCCUUGCGCCGUCUACAGCUAUCCAGAACCGUUUGAUCAAGGCGUGGAAGAGCAAACUUCCGAAGAGCGUCGUAAAGUAUCUCCUGACGAUGAAGAGCGACGGAUUCUUGAUCAGCCGGCUUUCGUAUUUCGCCUUGAUCAUAUCUAGCGAGCGGUCGAAUCCAGAGAUGGUGUUGGCGUUGUUCGGUGAGACGGGUAAUUUAGGAAUCACACUUGACAAGGUUGCGUACAAUUCAGUGUUGGGUGCUUGCUAUCACCUCGGCAUGUACGAUGAGAUUGGGCUGCUAUUCGCUCAGAUGGCCGAUCGCGGAUUGACGCCCGACAUAAAGACAUACCGCAUCGCGAUCAACGCCAGUUUACGGUCUAACCGCUUCGAGGAUACCGUGUCCGUCUUGGAGACGAUGCAUGGCCAGCGCCUGAAGUUCAAUGGGCAAGACUACCACAACGCAAUCGUUUAUUGCAUAAGCCUGCAGCGCGUGGAUGACGCAGUGGUGUUGUUCAACGCUAUGGUUCAGGCGAAUGUGAUCCCCCUCGAACGCUCUAUCGUCUGUUUGAGGGACGCAGGUCGCAUGUCUGCAUCGAGCUGUUUGGCAAUCUAG
Prorocentrum cordatum is the source of this 1269-nucleotide messenger RNA. NCBI's taxonomy places the organism in Eukaryota, Dinophyceae, Prorocentrales, Prorocentraceae. The record is from the annotation of a GenBank genome assembly.